Messenger RNA from Musa acuminata subsp. malaccensis (wild Malaysian banana), 838 nucleotides. Its product is annotated as protein translation factor SUI1 homolog 2. NCBI's taxonomy places the organism in Eukaryota, Viridiplantae, Streptophyta, Magnoliopsida, Zingiberales, Musaceae. The record is from RefSeq and is a predicted model, not a curated record. Gene Ontology annotation, molecular function: translation initiation factor activity; RNA binding. Gene Ontology annotation, biological process: translational initiation.
CGUCUCGCCAAUAUCUCUUCUGUCCUGUCUCGUUUUAUUUGGUAUUGGGGGAGUGGACGAGGGAGGCCCAUCGAAUCCACUUGGGUUUCUUCGCCGAUAAGGAUCGGUGGUUGGGGCUUUGUUCUCGUCGAGUCCGGUGUGUUUUUGGAGUUAAGAUUCUUUGCAAAGCCAGUGAAACUCUGUUCUCUCUCUUUGAAUCUCAAAAGCUAAGUGUUCAUGUCUGAUCUUGACGUCCAUAUUCCAACUGCAUUUGAUCCUUUUGCUGAUGCAAAUGCUGAGGACUCUGGUGCUGGUGCAAAGGAGUAUGUUCAUAUCCGCAUCCAACAACGAAAUGGCAGAAAGAGUCUGACAACUGUGCAGGGGCUAAAGAAAGAGUUUAGUUAUAACAAGAUCUUGAAGGACCUAAAAAAGGAAUUCUGCUGUAAUGGUACUGUGGUCCAGGACCCUGAAUUGGGCCAGGUUAUUCAACUCCAAGGUGAUCAGCGUAAGAACGUCUCGAGUUUCCUGGUUCAGGCGGGUAUCAUCAAGAAGGAGCAUAUCAAAAUUCACGGGUUCUGAAUAAUUGCAUAUCAUGCGUUAAGACUUGAGUUAUAUAUAUUGUUUCUGGCUGCUUGUAACAUGUAACUUAAGGGGACACUGUGUUGCGACUCCUGGGUCGCUGGUCUUCUGAUGGCUUAUCUCUCAGUGAUGUUUUCUGCCGUGAGAAGAAGCGUUGCAUUGUGUUAUGGUUUAUGUUCAUUUGUGUUGGUCCGGAUGUUUGAUCUCACCAUGACUAUUGUUCUUUUGGUCUAUGCGUUACAUUGCUGGUUAAAAUGGGUGGCCUAUUGCAUGAUAUGAA